UUGUGUUUUGGACUGAGGUUGCAGAAGCCUAGUAGUCACACAACAACAACAACAGUAGCAACAAAGCCACUGAGGCACUACUACUGCUAGGCUUCCUGGCCUAGCGCCUGUUGCCAUGACAACGGGGCCUAGCCGCCUCACUCUGGGCCUGGGACUGGAGUUACCUCCUCAUCCCCCUCGCGGCCUUAUCAAAAGAGCCCCCGGCCUUAGGCCAACAUUAACAAUAAUAAGCCAUAAGCCAAGGGCUUCUUUCUUGGCCCAGAGGGGCCUUCUCCUCCGCCUCUAGAGGCUCCUGGGGCAACCGAGGCUCCUAUGGCAACCGGCCUCCGCGUCCAAGCUCCAGUCUCGCCUCUCCUGCUUCUCUCCCCAAGAAGGCAUUAUGGCCAGCAGCCAUAGCAGCCUCCUCCUCGGCGGGAGAGGCGGGAUAAUGAUGAGGACUAGAGCGGAGCCUGGAGGGGAGCCAACGGCCGCUGCCACUGCUACUGCUUCUGCUGCUGGGGAGUGCGGGGGCCAGCUCUAUGCCGAGCACAAGGAAGGGGGGCAGCCCUGGAAGAAAUUUGUAUACGCUGAACCACCCAGGAGAGUUAAAGAGGUACUUGAAGAAGAACUUUAUUUCCGGAGGGAUGAGUGUAGAAUUAAACACCCUUCAGAAGUUGCUCUGGAAGGAAUUUGGAGCUUGAAAAGGAAUUUUCCUGUGGGAAGCUUCCAGCCAACAUCACAGAAUCAAAACAGCUUGCUGUCCCAGCCUAAGUACUACUCCAGGCAUGCAGCCAUAAGAAGAUAGCCUCUUUGAAAAGCUGUGCCUUCUCUGAUGAAACUGACAGAACCAAGGCAAGCCUAGUUAUUUUAGAACAUGUACAAUAGCUUGUAAAAUAAAUGUGAAACUGUUCAUCACA
Molecule: messenger RNA, 896 nt
Organism: Sceloporus undulatus (fence lizard)
Lineage: Eukaryota; Metazoa; Chordata; Lepidosauria; Squamata; Phrynosomatidae
Gene: C3H11orf97
Product: chromosome 3 C11orf97 homolog
Exons: 4
Coding region: 380-784 (134 amino acids)
Cellular component (GO): ciliary base
Source: RefSeq, a predicted model, not a curated record